AUGACUCUAAAAAGAGACAUCAAAGCAAUUGAAGCAACACAUAUACAAAGAGGCACAAUCCUGGCUUUGAAUACGAAUUACGACGAUAGUAGGAUUAAGAUUAUUGAAGAAGAUUAUGAUUCAGGUGAAGAAUGGAGUCGAGGACCAACAGUUCCAAUCUUACCAGAAGGUUAUCUCGUGGAACUUAAGGCAUCGAAAGAAAAUCAAAUACAAAAUGUGAUAAAGUCGUCGGUUAACACAACAACACCAGCAUCAAUAUAUGAUUUUCAUGGAAACAGAAUUAUUGUACGACCCGAGGAAGCGCUUAUUGUUAUCCUUGUUUUGAUUUUAUGGGUUGGAGCAGUUGCACUGUUUUUUCAUCGUUGGGGAAAAAUUCGAAUGCUCGAGCCGUAUACACCGAAAUUCGAAGAAGCACUGCAUCGUCCGAGUUGCCCACUAACGACCUUAGAGGCUGUUGCUACAAAGAGAAUGUCUCUAGGUCCUAUGUCGAUACAAUGGAAUCAAAUGGGUCUUAAUCAAAGUCGAGGCUACUCACCAUACAACCGACCACGGUUAAAUUCAGUUUUUGUUGGUCCCCACCUGUUCUCACCGCCACAACCACCAAGAAAAACGAAAUCAGCUUUUGAUAUUCAUUCUCUUAUAUUAAGCGAAGCCGAAUGUGAAGUAUGAGAUGAAACUACAAACAGCACAAAAAAGAAUCCAAAAUAUUUUUCCUGUGUCGCCAUGUAUUGUAAAACUCUAGGGAAUAAAAAUAAAGAGAAAC
This is a messenger RNA of Chironomus riparius, 763 nucleotides long. The record is from the annotation of a GenBank genome assembly. Lineage: Eukaryota; Metazoa; Arthropoda; Insecta; Diptera; Chironomidae.